GCCUGGUGCAGGGGCAGGCAGGACAACGCCCGCCUUCCCGAGGCGUGUUUUUUCCAGUCUGUCUGUUUUGGACUGGGGGCAAAUCCAAACCCAACCUCAGCCCGGUGCAGCGCAAUCCCAUCAAUCAAGGGUUAUCAAACUCCCCCCGAGGUUGUCAAGAAGGUGGCGAAGAUAUAGAAAAUGGUAUCUACUCGUCGUUCCAGUCCAGGUUCCGAUCACAAAGGCGAUCCGAGGGGCGAUCCGAAGCCCGAACCUAAAUCGGAACCUAGGUCAUCUGGAGCCCCAAGCAAUUCGCCGAGUAGUCCCUCUGGAAGCCGACGACGAGGAAAGAGAUCAGGCAGCAGCAACGACACGCCAACAACUGAUGCCUCUCCUCCUGUGGAUGGUGUCUCUAAACCCGUCUCCCCAGGAGGGGCAAAACGGCAAAAGAGACUGGCUGAUGCACCGUCAGCAGUUGAUGAAACAGCCGGGGAGGCUGGACCUGGUAUGGAAGUGGAAGGUGGUGUUCGGGAUGAUCACAAGAAUGCAACAGAGUUAGCAUCAGUGUGCGGGGAUCAGGCAGGGCCCUCAGGAGAUGGAGGUCUGCCAGAGUGCGGCAAUGCAGCUGGUAGUUCAGAACCAGUGCAGGAAGAUGACACUGCUGUUGAGGUGGUCGGCUCGGUGGAAGCAAACAAUGGGACUGUGGACCCAGGUGCUGAAAUGCUGGAGCCUCUGCAGAAAACCUUGGCAUUUUUCUGUAAGCUUGGGAAGCAGCAGAAUAAUGCUCCUGCUGCACCACAAGUUUGGGGACAAUUGACAUCACAAUAUUCUCAGCAUCCUCAUGUACCCCUUUCGGGGUAUUGUUUCACAGUGGGGCGAAGUCGAAGUUGCAAUUUACAGCUGCGGGAAAACAGCAUUACCGGAACACUUUGCCGGCUGUGGUUCUGGAAAAACGCGGUGGUCCUGGAAAACCUUGGAGGCAUGGGGAUCCUUUCGGUGAACCGCAAGGUUCUGAAGAAGAAUGCGAAAGUGGUAUUGAGAGGCGGAGAUGAACUCAUUUUCACGGCGGGGAGGAACUACUCUUUUAUUUUCCAGCCGAGUGAUGAAGUGCGGGGUGCAGCUCCUUGUGCAGGAGCGGGAGGCAUGUCAGACCUCUCUCCUGAUGCCAUCAUUUCAGCUGCAGAGCAGGCUAUGCAAGAAGAAAGUACAGCGCCAGCUCUGCUUGCAGCAAUGGACAAUGUGAGGGAUGAGUUGCUCAAAGGAGUUAAUGCCGGGGCGGCGACGUCAUCAUCUCAAGGAGGAGCGGAUGACGAUGUUCCAUGUGAGCAGGGAGGGAAAAGGUCAACCAUAGCAAGUGACCUUGGAGGUGAUGCGAUGAUGUCCGAGGCAGGCGAUGAGGAAGGUGAUGGGCGCACCAGCGGGACCCCAACUUCUGGUGGUCAUGGGACAAAAAGAUACCACAGUCGAUACAGAUCGGGCUCAUCGCAUGGUGCAAAAAGUGGGAAUGGAAGCCCAAUGCGAAGUGGGAGGGAUCGUGAUGUGGGAAAGAAAAAGGUCGAUGAGGGUGAGGGUGUUGCUGACAUGAUGGCAGAGGGCAGGUUAUUACAACCUGAUGAGGGACCCAACACAUCAACUGAGGCAGUGAUGACAGAGGCAGCAGCAGGUGCGAUUGGUGAGGUAGAUGCAGAGGGGACUGCUGGAGGUAGAGGGGCAGGCAAGGGAGCAGCAGGAGGUAAUGAAAGAGAAGGAGAUGGCGUGGCAGCACUGAUGGCAGCUGCCCUGGCAAUAGCGAGACGGCAAGCAUACAAGGAUGAGUUUAUGAAGGCAAUUGUCCAUGGAAAGGACAUCAAUGUCACAUUUGACAAUUUUCCUUACUAUUUGAGCGAGAGUACAAAGAUACUUCUCAUUACAUCAGCAUUUGUGCACUUGAAGCGGGCAGAGUUUGUCAAGUACACCGUCUACCUUCCAACAAUCAGCCCCAGGAUACUGCUCUCUGGGCCAACAGGUUCUGAAAUUUACCAGGAGACUCUUGUAAAGGCGUUGGCCAAUCACUUCCAGGCAAAGCUGCUGAUUUUUGACAACUCGAUGGCUAACUCUGACGUGAAUGUGCAGGUUGAAGACAUUGUUCCACCGUCCAAUAUGGCAGGUUUAUCAGAGUACGUCGCCUCUGGAAAGCCUCUGGCAACAGAGGCAGCUAUCUUGAGUGACGUUGGAACAGAAGAUGAUGAAACUGGUUUAUGGACAGCUCGAGAUGGUGAUGGGAGAGGAGGGAAUGGAAGCUCAUCACGGACUGGUCGAGGAUCAUCGAACAGGGAGGGUGCUGCCGAGACAACUGGCGGGGGGGGUACUGUUGGAGGUGGGCUGUCAGGGUCUGCUGGGGGUAGUAAUCCUGGUGGAGCAACACCUGGAGCAGUGCCGAAUGGCCUCGGGAACUCUGCAGGUCCUGGUAAAAGGACCUUAAAGAUGGGGGACAGGGUGAAAUUUGUUGGGUCUUGUGGGAGUGUCGGUGCGCUGCCUUUUGGAUACUUUUGUAGUGUGCCAGGCAUGGACCCCAAGAAGAUGGGCACCUUCCUUGGCAGCCGCGGGCCUUAUGUUGGUUGUCGAGGAAAGGUUGUAAGGCUGUUUGAAGACAACCCGCGAGGGAAGGUCGGUGUAAGAUUUGACAAACCAAUUAGUGGGGGAAACAACCUUGGGAACCUGUGUGAAGACAGUCACGGCUAUUUCUGUAAUGUAUCGGACUUGCGAUUGGAAGGAGCAGCUGGAGAGGACACCGACAAACUUGUGCUGGAUGCGCUUUUUGAGGUGUUGGCAGCCGAGGGUGCCAAGGAACCAAUGAUUCUCUUUAUCAGAGACGUUGAAAAGACGAUCCUUGUUAAUUUUGAAAGGUACUCUAUCUUUAAAAAGAAGGUUGAAAGGUUGGAAGGACGGUUGGUGGUGAUUGGCGCCCAUGCAAUGCCAGAUGCUCGCAAAGAGAAGUCCCAUCCAGGUGGUCUUCUUUUUCCGCCGAAGUUCGGAAGCAGCCACACAACACUGCUAGAUCUAUCUUUCUUGGACAGCUUUUCAAGACUGGAUGAUAGAGCAAAAGACGUGUCCAAAGCAUCAAAGAUGCUGUCGAAGUUGUUUCCGAGCAAAGUGGUUGUUCAGCCACCUCAGGAUGAGGCCUUGCUCGCGGAAUGGAAAAGACAAGUUGAGAGAGACAUUGAAACACUAAAAGCAGAAGCCAACCGACAGCUUUUGAAAGCGGUUCUCAGCAGAAGCAAUGUUGAUUGUGACUCUAUGGCAUCUAUCAAUAUCCGUGAUCAAGUCCUGUCAACAGAGACUCGGUUUCCUGGUGCUGCAGCUGCAGAAAAGGUUGUUGGGUGGGCUGCAAGCCACUACUUGAUGAAUGUUCCUGAGCCUGUGCUGCGAAAUGAACGCCUGGUUAUCACUGCUGAAAGCCUUGAACAUGGAUUGAAGAUGCUGCAGUCAAUACAAAGUGAUUCUGGUACCUUGAAGCGCAGCUUGAAGGAUGUGGCUACAGAUAACGAAUUUGAGAAAAGGUUACUGUCAGAAGUCAUCCCUCCAAACGAAAUUGGAGUGACGUUUGAUCAUAUUGGAGCAUUGGAGGGUGUAAAGGAGACUCUGAAGGAGCUGGUUAUGCUUCCAUUGCAACGCCCUGAGCUUUUCUGCAAGGGACAGUUGACUAAGCCAUGCAAAGGAAUUCUUCUCUUCGGCCCUCCAGGGACAGGGAAAACAAUGCUGGCGAAGGCGGUUGCAACGGAAGCAGGGGCAAAUUUCAUCAACAUUUCAAUGUCGACCAUUGCCUCGAAGUGGUUUGGAGAAGGCGAGAAAUAUGUGAAGGCUGUAUUUACAUUGGCCAGCAAGAUUGCACCAAGCGUGGUGUUUGUGGACGAGGUGGACAGUAUGCUUGGAAGGAGGGAAAAGCCUGGUGAACAUGAAGCGAUGCGGAAGAUAAAGAACGAGUUCAUGGCCAAUUGGGAUGGCCUGCGUACAAGGGAUCGAGAGCGAGUGCUUGUCUUGGCUGCAACCAACCGUCCGUUUGACCUUGAUGAAGCAGUUGUGAGGCGACUGCCAAGGAGGCUGAUGGUGAACCUUCCGGACCACGAGAACAGGGUCAAAAUCUUGAAAGUCAUACUGGCCAAGGAAGAUUUGGAGGAUGGUUUCGACUUCAACGAACUCGCAGUGAUCACCGAAGGAUAUUCCGGGAGCGAUCUGAAGAACUUGUGUGUGACUGCCGCGUACAGACCAAUAAGGGAGAUUCUUGACCGCGAGAAAAAGGAGAGGGACAAAGCAAAAACUGAACAGAGAGAAUAUGUCCCAGAAACCUAUGGUGGCAAGCCACCAUUUAUCCGUCCUCUGGAUAUGGAAGACAUGAAGGCAGCCAGGGAGCAGGUGUGUGCAAGCGUAUCAGCUGAAGCAUCCUGCAUGAGCGAGCUUGUGCAGUGGAAUGAACUGUACGGAGAGGGUGGUUCUAGAAAGAGGACAACCCUGAGCUACUUCAUGUAAGAGGAGCAAAGAGGGUUUUUUACAUCAUGGCGAGGAGCUGACAUGAAAGCAGAGACAUGUCACUGCAAAAUGAUUUCGACCGGCGGAAGAGGGAUUCGAAUUGCCGACAUGCGAAGUAUGAUUCCGCGAAGGGAGUAUUCGUGCUUCAUCACCAUGAGAUGGAGUGACUUUCAAUUUGCCGAUUGAUAAAUGGCUUUCGAAUCAAUGGAAUGACAUCAUCUUCUGGAGGCUUGUGAGGCAAAUCACCAUGAGAUGGAGUGGCUUUCUAAAUGGCUUUCGAAUCAAUGGAAUGACAUCAUCUUCUGGAGGCUUGUGAGGCAAAUCACUCACCAUGAGAUGGAGUGGCUUUCAAUUUGCCGAUCGACAAAUGGCUUUCGAAUCAAUGGAAUGACAUAAUCUUCUGGAGACUUGUGAGCAAUUUGCCGAGUACAGCUAGCCAAGAAAAUGGCAACUACUCUGUGAGAGUCUGUGGGAUCAAUUUGCCGCGUUUCCCUUUCGGGGGGCUGUGAUUGAAAGGUGGGCAUUUUCUACUACCGUCUUCGCUCAAAUAGAACGCCUGGUCGUUAUCGCCGCAUCUGGACUGAAAGUCACCAAGUGCAGCUGUAAUGACCAGGCGUUCUAUUCGGGUGAAGACAGUUGUAUCGAAAACUGAUGGCUGAGAACAGGUCAUGGUGACCAGAGCCGACUCCUUGGCCGUCAUACAGGUUUGCUUCCAACCUACCUUGGGACUACCAUCAUCCCAAAUAUGGGAUCCGCAAUGUGGGACUUACGUGAGGACCACCACGGUCCCCGUGGGAUAGUCGUUAGCCAUGUGGGACCAACAUGAAGGCCACUAGGCUUUUACCGUGGGACAGUCGUUAACCAAAAUGUGGGACAAAUGUGAAGGACACCACGGUGUCUUGUCAGCUCUGACGCCAUCGCGGAUGAGCAGGGCGGCCAGGACGUAGGCGUCGGCCAGGCUCAGGUUGGACUAGACGGUUUUCACCAGGUAGUUGCGGUCUGCGAUAUGCAUGCAGUGGCAGUCUGUACGCCUCCGCAAUGGAGAACUGUAUUAGACGGCAGGACACAGCUGGACGAUUCUUUGGCGUUUCAUUUCACCGACCAUGGGACCGACAUGAAGACCACGAUGGUGUCUAGUCGGUUUUGGUACCAUCUUCAGUACCAUCUUGGAGGAGCAGGGCCGACUUGCACGAAGUAGUUGCAUCCUCUGCGAUUGGCAUGCAGUGGCCGUCUGUCUCCCUCCAUCGACCAAUGGAGAACUGUAUCAAACAGCAGGACAGGGAUGAUGUCUCCUUGUGGAAAGGGAGUUGUCGUGAACUCCCUCCCGUAAACCAACCAGUUCGCACGAGCCUACGUUGACGAAACUACCUUUCAAGGUUCGCAAGCCUGCAACAGCACCUUGUCGAAGUGGCCUCUGCUGAUUUCACUGCUGCCCCAGGCCCGAACCGAAAAGCUUAAAUCAUACCUUGGUAAAGAGUUGCGGGCGGAACUGAUUGUUCAACGAAAAAAAAAAAACGCAGGGAUGUUUCUCUGGAAGAGACGUGUGAAAAUCGAACGUGGGAAUAAGAGGGGUGUGAGUUGCAAGAAUGGCUGGGGACACUGUUUAUAGGGGGGCCUGUCUGAUUAGGAAGAGGGACAAGGAGAGUGAUGACAGGCCUGCGAUGAAAGAUUGAUCAGGGAGUGGAUGCUGAAUUGCUGGCGUCGUUGGAAGGAGGUUUGCGAGGGUAGGAGGAAGGGGGGGGGGGGGGGGGGAGAGAUUUUUCUGAAGAUACAGGUUCAUCAUGUGACGAAGGGGGGAGGACAGAAUUGGCAGCUAGAAUCAUUUUUGAAGGUGUUCUUUUGUUGUUGUUGGAGAUUUCUGAAGGAGGUAAUUUGGUUGCAAAAUAAAAGGGUACGGAGGCG
This is a messenger RNA of Chara braunii, 6387 nucleotides long. NCBI's taxonomy places the organism in Eukaryota, Viridiplantae, Streptophyta, Charophyceae, Charales, Characeae. The record is from the annotation of a GenBank genome assembly.